Messenger RNA from Panicum hallii, 1198 nucleotides. RefSeq names its product protein TIC 20-I, chloroplastic-like. Lineage: Eukaryota; Viridiplantae; Streptophyta; Magnoliopsida; Poales; Poaceae. The record is from RefSeq and is a predicted model, not a curated record. The transcript has 3 exons. Bases 293 to 1057 code for a protein of 254 amino acids.
CUGCUAAGCUAGCGAGAGAACCCACUUUGACAGUGAAUUCCGGAAACUUACAGGGGCUGGUCUGCAACUGCAUAACCCUAUCUUUUCCUACGCCCCGGCGGUCCGGUCCGGCCACCCACCAUCCCCGGCUUGGGCGUCCCUUGCCCGCUCCGGCCUGCUCCUCCGGUCCAGUGGAGCGCGCCACCGGAUCCCAAGGGCAACCGGCCGUUCGUUCGUUCCCCCGCUCUCCAGUUUCUCCUCCGCCGCGCCUGGCGCCUGCCGAGGUGAUUGUACAAGGCCACACGGAUGCAAAAUGGUUCUGUGUCAGGGAUUACCUGCUGGAAAUGCUCAGCUUCUAGCUUUUCCUGGUAGAUCAUCAAGUCUAAGGAGCACCCAGUUUCAUGUUAAGAAGAAUCAUUUUUCUGCGGGAGCUCUACGAGUUGGUGCAGACUCCGUUCGGCAUGGCAUGAUCACAUCAUUGCCAAAGGAAAAUUCUGUCAAGGGCAUUCCAUCACUAUCAAUAAGGCACAAUCAGCAACCAAGGUCCGUUAGCUGUCAAGCAUCCUCAUUGGCAUCAUUCAGCUACCCGGAGCUGACUUCCAAACCCAGAUGGUGGUGGAGAACACUUGCUUGUGUGCCAUACUUGCUGCCACUCCACAACAUGUGGUCUUACGCCGACGUGAUCUACCAGCUGCACACUUACUUGCAGGGGUUUUCGCUGCUGUACACGUUCAUUGAUACCAUGACGCUGUGUCCUGGGUGGCUCUUCUUGGUGAUAUUUAUGACAGUGUACUUCUUCGUUGUGAGGCGGAAGUGGUCACCACACUUUCUGAGGUUCCAUGUGAUCCUGGCUAUCCUCCUGGACACUGGCUCCCAAGCAGUGGCCACCAUGUGUACCUGGAUGCCAAGCAUCGUGUAUCAAGGGAAACCGAUGCAGUACUUCUGGAUGUCUAUUGCCUUCAUACAGAUAUUCACAGUGCUCGAGUGUAUGCGGUGUGCUCUUUGUGGAAUGUACCCAAAUGUCCCGUUCAUAUCCCACACUGCGUUCAUUCACUCUGAUCUGAACCUGUUCAGAUAGGUGCUUACUAUAUAAGAUCCAGGAUAUUUUUUGAAAUAGCUACUUACAGUUCUAGAGACAAUGUUUUGAUCAUAUUGAAGGGGCUUGUGUACUUCUUAUUAUAUGACCGGCUGGUACAACAUAAUUCGAAUUGCACUGGAA